CAAUUCCACACAGCGCUGCAUCACCAAGGAGAUCCCCAGGCUGCUCAAGUUCGGCUCCUGUUUCCUACGUAUACCUCGAUGGCUGCCACCAAAUUUGCCAUCUCUGCAGUCCUUGCCUGCCUGCUGCUUGCAGCUUUCAGACCAGCAGAUGCGGAUUGCAUCUCAUCGGGGCUCUCGAUCCGUAAUACCUGCUCUGCGUUCAUCAGCUCGGUCAAGGCUCAGACCAGUGCCAUCAACACUCUGGACUGCGGCAGCAUCCGCAACAACAUCAACUCUGGGCAAUAUGGCACCCCUUCAACCGCGUGCUGCAAUGAUGCCAAUGCCUUCUUUGGCGCCAACUGCCUGAACACGCGCUUCAUCUACAACACAGCGAUCAGCCCUUCAUACGGCUUCACCGAUGACUCCCUUAACGCAGCCUGCACCCAGGCGGCUGCCCUCACCAUGACAAUUCAGGAAGAAGAGUACGUGGAAGACGAGGAGUACGAUGAGGAAGACGACGAAGAUGAAUACGAUGUUGAAGAACAGGACGAUGGGGAUGUUGAGGAAGACGAUAUGGAGGAGAUGGACCAGCUGGAAGUCCUUCAAAAUGCUGGUUUCAUAAGAGGCCUGGAACCCCUUUUGGCUGGGCGUGGAGGCCAAGGGGCGUCUGGCGUGGGGAAGAGCUCCACAGCAAACUCCAUCUUUGCAGAAAGGGUGGCCAACGUGACAGCCCUGCAGUCAGACACAGCCAAGGCGCAGUGCUUCUCGCGUGUGGCUGCCGGCUUCACCCUCAGCAUCAUCGACACCCCUGGAGUGCUCGAAGGCGAUGCAAUCAACGGCGCGGCGCUGUCAGGGAUUGUAUAUGAGGUGAAGGGGCGGCCGGUGGACGCAGUGCUCUUCCUGAACCGCCUGGAUGACUUCAGGGUGGAUGCCAGCACUGUUCAGGUCAUCGAGGGCAUCACGCGGGCGCUGGGUGACAACAUCUGGGACAACACCUUCAUCGGCCUCACACACGGGCGACUCACCAGCCUCCCAGACGACCUCACAUAUGAUGAGUACGUGGAUCGGCGAGCCGGGGCGCUGAGGGACGCGAUCCGCAAGCACGGCGGGGCAAAGUCAGCUGAGCUGCCGGUGGUGCUGAUAGAGAACUCGUCGCGCGCGGCCACCAGCCCCGAGGGCGAGAAGCUGCUCGGCAACAAGCGCCCCUGGCUGCCCGACCUCAUGCGCCAGGUGACCCAGAAGAGCUUGGAGUGGGCACCGUACCGCUACGACCCCGCGGUUGUGCGGCGCAACGAUCCCAACAAGAAGUGCCGCUGGCUCAUCCCUCUGGUGCUACUGGCCCAGAUCGCGUUCAAGGUGCUGGUCCUGGACAGAGUGCUCGAGGAGGACGGCGUUACGGGCGACGCUUACGGUCCCUACGACCCGGAGUUUGUCCAGGAAGAGCGCGAGCGCAUCGCGCGCGAAAAGGAGCGGGAAAGGGCGCGCAAGCGCAGGGAAGCGGACAAGCAGAAGCAGCAGUCGGCAUCACAGAAGAAGGGCUUUGCUCCUGCUGCACCUGCCAGUGUGUACGACGAUGAUGAUGAGGAUGAUGAUUUUGAGGACGAAGAGGAUGAAGACUGA
Coccomyxa subellipsoidea C-169 is the source of this 1599-nucleotide messenger RNA. RefSeq lists its product as hypothetical. Bases 79 to 1599 code for a protein of 506 amino acids. Gene Ontology annotation, molecular function: GTP binding. The transcript is spliced from 12 exons. NCBI's taxonomy places the organism in Eukaryota, Viridiplantae, Chlorophyta, Trebouxiophyceae, Coccomyxaceae. The record is from RefSeq and is a predicted model, not a curated record.